AUAAUUCAAGAGGAUGAAAAUAUUUCGCCAAAUUUCAAUGCUGAACGUGAUGUCUUUUUUCUACUCUUCACACGUUUAAAUCCUUUCGUUGGUCAGAGAAUGCAAUUGAAUGAUGUGAAUUCAAUUCUAGCGUCAAACUAUGACGUUCGAAGACCAACUCGAUUCAUAAUUCAUGGAUUUCAAAGUGAUAGUAAUACACCAGCAGUGAGGUCGAUUUCAAAUGCUUAUCUUGAGAAUUCUGACUUGAAUGUGAUUGUUGUUGACUGGGGUGUUGGUGCCAAUACACUCAACUAUGCUACUGCUAGAGCUCGAGUGAAUGAAGUGGGACCGUUGAUUGCAACAUUUUGUGAUUUUAUGCAUGUGAAUAAUUUACUCGAUUUCAAUCGCACGUAUUUAAUUGGUGGAAGUCUUGGCGCUCAUGUUGCUGGAAUGGCGGGAAAAAGUUUAACUCGUGGGAAAUUCAACACCAUACAUGGAGUUGAUCCAGCAGGGCCAUUAUUCAAUGUCAAUGAUCCAUCAACUCGCUUAGCUGUUGGUGAUGCUGAAUAUGUCGAGUGCAUUCACACUGACAGUCGCAACUUUGGCAUUGGUGAUGCCAUUUGUGACGCUGAUUUCUUUCCUAACGGGGGGAGUAAUCAACCAGGAUGUUUGACAACUCUUUGUGAUCAUGGUAGAGCGUUUGAUCUUUUCGAGGAAUCAUUGAAAGCAAAUGAACUUUGGGGACGUCGCUGCAGUGAUGCAAAUCAAAUUCCAAUUGGCUGUACUGGUGAAGGUGCUUACAUGGAAGGUGAACCAAGUAACUUUAAAAAUAACAUCAGAGGUAUUUUCACUUUACCAACAAACAACAAUUCACCAUUUGGACUUGGAAGAUUUUCAAUUGAAAUCAAAGUUCAACUAUCCGAAGUUCUUAAAUAAUUUAUAAAAGUUCCGAAGAGAAACUUUCUCUUACUUUCUAAGAAGAUAAAAAAGAAAAACUCUGAGAUGGAAAAUCAAAGAGAAAAUCAGAAGAAAAACUAAAAGAGAAUCAAAGAAAG
This is a messenger RNA of Clunio marinus, 1034 nucleotides long. NCBI's taxonomy places the organism in Eukaryota, Metazoa, Arthropoda, Insecta, Diptera, Chironomidae. The record is from the annotation of a GenBank genome assembly.